This is a messenger RNA of Bombina bombina (fire-bellied toad), 1542 nucleotides long. RefSeq names its product serine/arginine repetitive matrix protein 5-like. The transcript has a single exon. The record is from RefSeq and is a predicted model, not a curated record. NCBI's taxonomy places the organism in Eukaryota, Metazoa, Chordata, Amphibia, Anura, Bombinatoridae. The coding region runs from base 1 to 1542 and encodes 513 amino acids. Gene Ontology annotation, cellular component: cytoplasm; cornified envelope.
AUGAGUCACAAUCACGUACUUCCUGUGAGUGAGCAGAAGAGUCAAAAUCAUGUGUUUCCUGUGAGUGAGCAGAAGAGUCACAAUCAUGUACUUCCUGUGAGUAAGCAGAAGAGUCACAAUCAUGCACUUCCUGUAAGUAAGCAGAAGAGUAACAAUCAUGAAUUUCCUGUGAGUGAGCAGAAGAGCCACAGUCAUGUACUUCCUUUUAGUGAGCAGAAGAGUCACCAUCAUGUACUUCCUGUGAGUGAGCAGAAUAGUCAUCAUCAUGCACUUCCUAUGAGUGAGCAGAAGAGUCACAAUCAUGCACUUCCUGUUAGUAAGCAGAAGAGUCACAAUCAUGUACUUCCUGUGAGUGAGCAGAAGAGUCACAAUCAUACACUUCCUGUGAGUGAGCAGAAGAGUCACAAUCAUGAAUUCCCUGUGAGUAAGCAGAAAAGCCACAAUCAUGUACUUCCUGUGAGUGAGCAGAAGAGUCACAAUUAUGUACUUCCUGUGAGUGAGCAGAAGAGUCACAAUCAUACACUUUCUGUGAGUGAGCAGAAGAGUCACAAUCAUACACUUUCUGUGAGUGAGCAGAAGAGUCAAAAUCGUGUACUUCCUGUGAGUGAGCAGAAGAGUCACAAUCAUACACUUCCUGUGAGUGAGCAGAAGAGUCAGAAUCAUGAAUUCCCUGUGAGUAAGCAGAAGAGCCACAAUCAUGUACUUCCUGUGAGUGAGCAGAAGAGUCACAAUCGUGUACUUUCUGUGAGUGAGCAGAAGAGUCACCAUUGUGCACUUCCUGUGAGUGAGCAGAAGAGUCACCAUCAUGCACUUCCUGUGAGUGAGCAGAAGAGUCACAAUCAUGCACUUCCUGUUAGUAAGCAGAAGAGUCACAAUCAUGUACUUCCUGUGAGUGAGCAGAAGAGUCACAAUCAUACACUUCCUGUGAGUGAGCAGAAGAGUCACAAUCAUGAAUUCCCUGUGAGUAAGCAGAAAAGCCACAAUCAUGUACUUCCUGUGAGUGAGCAGAAGAGUCACAAUUAUGUACUUCCUGUGAGUGAGCAGAAGAGUCACAAUCAUACACUUUCUGUGAGUGAGCAGAAGAGUCACAAUCAUACACUUUCUGUGAGUGAGCAGAAGAGACAAAAUCGUGUACUUCCUGUGAGUGAGCAGAAGAGUCACAAUCAUACACUUCCUGUGAGUGAGCAGAAGAGUCAGAAUCAUGAAUUCCCUGUGAGUAAGCAGAAGAGCCACAAUCAUGUACUUCCUGUGAGUGAGCAGAAGAGUCACAAUCGUGUACUUUCUGUGAGUGAGCAGAAGAGUCACCAUCGUGCACUUCCUGUGAGUGAGCAGAAGAGUCACCAUCAUGCACUUCCUGUGAGUGAGCAGAAGAGUCACAAUCAUGUACUUCCUGUUAGUGAGCAGAAGAGUUACAAUCAUGUACUUCCUGUUAGUGAGCAGAAAAAUCACGAUCAUGUACUUCCUGUUAGUGAGCAGAAGAGUCACAAUCAUGUACUUCCUGUUAGUGAGCAGAAGUCACAAUUACGUACUUCCUGUGAGUGA